Molecule: messenger RNA, 1138 nt
Organism: Nymphalis io (European peacock)
Lineage: Eukaryota; Metazoa; Arthropoda; Insecta; Lepidoptera; Nymphalidae
Gene: CPR1
Product: larval cuticle protein LCP-22-like
Exons: 4
Coding region: 145-732 (195 amino acids)
Cellular component (GO): chitin-based extracellular matrix
Molecular function (GO): structural constituent of chitin-based larval cuticle
Source: RefSeq, a predicted model, not a curated record
ACAGUGUUUUGAAAUUCUCUAAGGAGGUGUACACGAGAUUGACCGUGAAUAGACUUCCGCAUAGUGAUCGCAAAGGUUGCAGUGCAGUGAUUGAUCUGUAACGUUAAAGUGUUUUUUUUUCUGGAAAAUUUUAGUGCAUACAGGAUGAAUUCUUUCGCGUUCGUAGUUGCAUUCUGCGUGUGCGCAGCUGCGGCUUCACCUAUUGAAAACGGCAAAUGGAAUCCUUAUAAAUAUGGUGACUCUGGCAAGUAUAUACCAACAGACGAAGGGAAAUAUGUACACAUACCGAACCCCUACAUACAUUUAGACAACCCUUACGAUGGAGGCUAUGGACCAUACGCCCACGAUUAUGAGCCCUACGUCGAAGCUGCUUCGCAAGACAUCUACAAGUUGGUCUUAAAGGCGCCAGAAGAAUAUAACCCGUUUUACAAAGACGGUUAUUACAAAAACAACGGAAUCAAGAUCAUUAAACAGAAACACAACUACGAUGAGGACAAAUACGAUUUUCUUUUUGAAACCGAAAACAAAAUUCGUGCGAAAGAGAACGCCGUGUUGAAGAACCCAAACACCGUCGACGAGGGAAUUGCAUCAAAGGGAUUCUACGAAUACAUCGGUCCCGAUGGUUUCAUGUACAGAGUGGACUACACCGCUGACGAAAACGGUUUCCGUCCAAAACUGAAGAGGUUAGAGACCCCUUACUCCGGAAAAUGGGUGCUAGAAAAGGUCAACUAGAAAUAUUACCCGUAAUGGGACCAAAGCGAACAUUUCCUACCAAUUUCCUCAUAAAAAUCAGUAUUUUCAAAUAAGUAGACGAUACAUAAUCGAAUAGAACUAUGCAUUGAAUUUUUAAUGCAUAACGAAUAAUAGAUUGUCACGAACAUGACAUUUCAAUAUGGUUUUGCCCAAAUAAUUUUGAAAAAUCGUUCCGGUUAAUUAACAUUAAUGUGAAAUAAUUCUACAAUGUUGUCAAAGUAUUUAACAGCAAAUACUUGUAAAAAUUAAUUUGUAACGAAGACAGUAAGUUCCUCAUCAAAAGGAAUAAUCUGUCUGUUUAGAAUAAUAUCUUAAUUUAUAUUUUAGCUUUAAGUGCUUAGAUGAAUCUUUGGAUACUUAUUUAUGAAUUGUGAUAAUAAAUUUA